UCUUGGAAGAAGAGUAUGGGAAGAGUUUGCAGAAGCUCGCACGAACUACGUCCGAGGUAUACUCUAUGAACGACGGGAAGGCUGGGUCUUUCGUGGGUGCUUGGCAGUCAUCCAUGAAAAUCCAUGAAGUUAUGGCAGAGAACAGGAUUCGUUUUGCCCAGCGGCUAAAUGAGAUGAGCGAUGAGCUGGCCUCACUCGCAAAGGAAGUGGACAAGAACAGAAAACAGACUAAGGAGCUGGCUAGUCGCUACGAACGCGCCCUGCAAGAAUCAGAGUUGAACAUGGAAAAGUCAAAAAAUCGAUUGGAGGUCUCAUCGGAGGAACUUGAGCGAGUCUUGCUUCAGAAGGAGGGGGAGUCCCUAAAGGACGGUGGUUUGCAAGCCAAGAACCAAGGAGGAGUCGCAGGUAAACGAGCACUUGGAAAAGCAGUAGCCAAAGGUGGGCUUCUGCUCAAAGGGAAGAAUCCUGGAAAUAUACAAAGACAAGAAGACGACGUCCGCACACGUGUAUCGAAUGCAUCCGACUCAUACCGCAAGGCACUUACUGAUACCCAAGCAAUGAGACAGGAAUACUUUAAUUUCCAGCUCCCUCGGAUACUACGUGCUCUCAAAGAAUGUGCUGACGAAAUAGACCUCGGGACGCAAUAUCAUUUGACGAGAUAUGCAUUUUUAUUCGAGAGCAUAGUUCUAAGCGACGGAUCAACCCUUGUUCCAGUAGGGCCAGAAGAUGGCGUCGGCCUGAAAUCUACGAUCGAGUCUAUUGAUAAUCGAGCAGACUUUAAGGUCUACAUGCAGAACUAUGCAUACGCGCGUGGCGGAGCCGCUCCCCGCGGACCGCGACGCGAAGGUCCAGCAGAAGAAGGUUUUCUGCCACCGUUGCCGACCCACGGGGGUGGCGCACAUUCUGCUGUUCAUGUAAAUGCUCCGAUUGGGAAUGGUCACAACGCCCAAAUACCUGAUAAGGGCCGGCCAACAUUCGGCGUAGAUCUUGCAGAGCAGAUGGCGAGAGACAAUGUUGAACUUCCAGCAAUCCUCGAAAAGUGCUGUGUUGCUAUCGAAAAGCAUGGCCUUCGAUCCCAAGGCAUCUAUCGAAUCAGUGGUAUGGCGCGGAAAGUUGCUUCACUGAAAGAGCGUUUAGACAAAGAUAUAGACUCCGUCAACUUGGAUUCGGAAGAGUGGAUAUCUGACAUCAACAAUGUGACUAGCGUCCUCAAGAUGUGGUUCAGAGAGCUUCCUGAUCCGCUACUAACAUCAACCCUGCAUCAGGGCUUUGUGGAAGCCGCUAAAAUCGAGAACGAUCGCCUGCGGCACAUACGUUUACACGAGCGAGUCAACGACUUACCGGACCCGAACUACGCUACACUCAAAUAUUUUUUGGGGCACUUGCACAAGAUCGCGGAGUACGAGGCAGAUAAUUCCAUGUCUAUCCAGAAUCUUGCCAUCGUGUUCGGACAGACUCUCUUUGGUCAGAUAAUACCGGGUAACGGGAGUUUUUCGGGUCAUGGAAACGGGGGCAUAGCAGAUGCUCCUUUUCAGAAUAAGGCGAUCGAGACAAUUUUAGACCACUAUUCCGACAUCUUCGUUGAUGAAGCUGAAGUGGGUGCUUAGGCUCUGCCCCUCUUCGGGCAGGCAACUUGCCGUGGUUUUUCCUUUACCUCUCAUGAUACCCGUUAACCGCCGCAGGCCAGGGUCAUCUGCCGGGUCGGCUGUGGCUUUGGUCCUGGAACAGAUUUCUAGUCACUCGUUUGAUAUAAUCGUUGGGUUGUGAUUCUAUUUAUCCAUGCGUACUCGUUUGGACCGUGAUGAUAUGUAUGUACUCAGCCCUCAAGUACUGUGUAUCACUUAUAAUUAGUUUGGGAGAUCAAUGGAUCGGAUUGAAUGACGUGACAUUGA
Messenger RNA from Suillus subalutaceus, 1892 nucleotides. Its product is annotated as Rho GTPase activation protein. Bases 66 to 1607 code for a protein of 513 amino acids. Gene Ontology annotation, biological process: regulation of GTPase activity; signal transduction. The record is from RefSeq and is a predicted model, not a curated record. The transcript has 11 exons. Gene Ontology annotation, cellular component: cytoplasm. Lineage: Eukaryota; Fungi; Basidiomycota; Agaricomycetes; Boletales; Suillaceae.